Messenger RNA from Penicillium cosmopolitanum, 741 nucleotides. RefSeq lists its product as uncharacterized. Lineage: Eukaryota; Fungi; Ascomycota; Eurotiomycetes; Eurotiales; Aspergillaceae. The coding region runs from base 1 to 741 and encodes 246 amino acids. The transcript has a single exon. The record is from RefSeq and is a predicted model, not a curated record.
AUGGAUAAGAUCGACAGUCCAUCAACACCGCCAGUUCUAUCACCAGAUUCAAAAUGCAAAGGUGCCCUUUCUCUCUGUACAACGGAGUUAGAAGCUGCAAGUGAGAAGCUGCAAAGCAUUGGGGCGAAACUCGACGAGACAGCAAGAGCCAACGAGACUUGUCAUUCCAAGAUAGCCAAAGCCGAUAGUGAUAUCUCGGAUUGUCGGACCAAGUCCAAAAUCCAGUCUGACGAAGAUAAGAAAACAAUCGAUAUUCUGAGGGAUCAGCUCAAGGCAAUGCCGACGGAACAAUGGCACGUGCCACAGGAACUCAACAAUAAAAUCAUUGGCACGAAGAUCCACGACAUCUGUCCCCAGUUCCACGAACAACUAUUCGAAGUCACGGGUGCUCAGAAUGUUAAACACAAAUGGCGUAUCUACUGCAACUCCAAGCUCAAGGGUAGGAGCUGGUCAGUUGGCGCCGAAAAUGACAAGUGGAGAACAGGCACCAUGGAACCCUAUACUUCCUUGUAUAUCCUUUAUGAUUUGCGAGAGGCAGCCCGGGCCAUUACAGUCGGUUUGAGUUGGAUUGAAAAGACACCAGCGAAGGUCGGUUAUACAACUUGGUGGCCGCGAAGUACCGGUGGGGGCUAUAACCAUCUACGAAGAUUUACACAGACUAACUGGACAAUGGGCCCGGAGGAAAAUCCCAGUAAUCACACGGUUUUCCUUCGGGUUGAUCCCUUUACUUAUGGAAGUUAA